This is a messenger RNA of Hibiscus syriacus, 930 nucleotides long. RefSeq lists its product as uncharacterized. The transcript is spliced from 4 exons. Bases 1 to 930 code for a protein of 309 amino acids. Lineage: Eukaryota; Viridiplantae; Streptophyta; Magnoliopsida; Malvales; Malvaceae. The record is from RefSeq and is a predicted model, not a curated record.
AUGCCUCCAAUAAACGAUUCGGCCGUGGUUGAUUUCAAUCAUCCACUUUUCUUGCAUCCAUCAGAUACUCCAGGCACUCCGCUCAUCUCCCAUCAAUUAGUCGGAUUGGAGAACUAUAAUGUUUGGAGCAGGUCGAUGCGAAUAGCACUUUUGGCGAAGAACAAACUCGGCUUCGUUGAUGGUUCUUGCCAGAAAGAAAUUUACGGUCCUGACUUGCAUCCUCAGUGGGAGAGGUGUAAUGCGAUCGUGUUGUCUUGGAUUCUCAACGCCGUGAGUAAGGAGCUCUCGGCUGGCAUUGUCUUCGCUUCAAAUGCGGCUUCGGUUUGGGACAAUUUGAGGGAGCGCUUUGAUAAGAUGUUAUGGGAUGAGUAUGUUGCACUUGUGCCGAUUGCAUCCUGUGAGUGUGCGAAUUCGCAUCAGUACUCCAGGCAUGUUACUCAGCAGCAGCUUCUUCAGUUUCUCAUGGGCUUGAAUGAGACCUAUUCGUCGAUUCGAAGCCAAAUCCUGCUGAUGCAGCCUCUUUCUUCGGUAAACCAGGCGUAUUCCAUGGUUGCUCAAGAGGAGUCUCAACGAAUCCAGCUAUCUGCUAUGCUGAGUCCUGAUUCCUCGGUGUUUUAUUCCAAAAGCUCAGGGAUUCCUGAUCGACGUCGGUUUCAAGGUACUUGUGACUAUUGCAAGGUCAAGGGUCACAAGAGGGAUAGUUGCUACCGUCUCAUAGGAUUUCCACCAGACUUUAAGUUCUCCAAACGAAGGCAUGCUCAAGCUGUAGUAGCUGUCUCUGAAUCUGUUGCUGCACUUGAACCUGCUGUUGUGUAUGACCUUACUAAUGCCUAUGGUAUUGUUGAUGAUAAUCUUCAUGCCUCUAAUAAAUCGUCGACUUGGAUUUUAGAUACAGGACCUCUCAAGUGGAAGGAUGAAGGGGAUUGGUAA